ACCGUUUUAAAAUAACAGUCACUGCGGAACUGCAGAGCGUCAGAGGCAACCAACAUAAUUUUAUUUUUUUUGUAGUUUUUCUAUUUAUUUUUGCAUCCUCUUAUUUACAAAAUGUCAACGAAAAGAGAAGAAACUAAUAGGACAGGAAAUACUGCAUUAACUGCUGUAGCUCUACAAGACCACCUUGUUAAGUCACUGGGACUCAAUGACUUUAUUGGUCCUCGGCAUGUUGGCAUUGGCCCAGCAGCAAGGUCAAAACAGAAGAAAUCGGUGCGGUCUACCAUAGACACUGGGAGAUUUGGAAGAAAUAAACCCCAAGUAAAGAAGAAAGAAGAGAAAGAUAGGGAAUAUGUCUUAGAUCCAAAGCCCCCACCUCUUACACUUGCUCAGAAGUUUGGGCUGGUAGAUGCUCCAGAACAACCGUUGUCUGAGACAGACUGGCAGAAAGCCAAAGAAAAGUCCAACAAAAGAGAUGAUUCCAAAAUGCCUUGUGUUAUAUGUAAAGAGGAUUUCGGUACACAAGAACAGGUUCUGCUCUCAUGUACGCAUGUGUUCCAUAGGGUAAGAUUAGAUUUAUUCUGUUUGGACAUACAAUAUACAGCAGCAAGUAGUUCCGCCUUUGCGACAAGUGCAGACCAAGAUGAGUCUACACAUCUGAUUCAGGCAUGUUGGAGGGGCUAUGUGGUAAGAUGUAUGUAUCUAAAAUUGCGAGAAUCCAACCCACCCAAAGAUCCUAAACUAAGGCAGAAAUUUUAUGAAGAAAAGCUACACAAGAUAACAGACAGGAUUGUGAGGUCAUGUGACUUUAAUGUUAACAACUUCCUGCGUGAAAUGGACCAAAGCUUAGAGGCAAGUCGUAACGUUUUCAGAGACUUUGAUGCCAGAUUUCACCAGAUCUCUGAAGAUGAAUGGGAAAGCAUACAGCUCAAGGCUGUAGAACGUGGAGAUGUUGACUGUCCCAUAUGCCUAACAUUACUUGUGAAAAGGAGUUACAUUGAAAAACAAGACCAGUCUACUGAGCAGAAAUCUUUGGCUCAGUCUAAAUCUUCAAAAAGUGAUAAAAACAAUAAAAGUAUAUCAAAGACUUCUUUAGGAAGCAAUUCUAAAACCAGUCAAAACAAGGAGAAGAGUGGAACAAAGGAGGACCAGUCAAAAAUUGUGUCCAGGGGCAAAGAUCAAAGGUCAUGCAGACAGACUGUGUUACUGUCUUGCUCUCAUGUUUUUCACGAGACUUGUCUAGAAAUGUUUGAAGAAUUGAGUAUGGAAAGUAAUAAUUGUUGCCCAGUCUGUAGAUCUAAAUAUCAAAAGAAAGUUUUAGUUACCUAGUUUAAGGGAAUUUUAUAAGUUAAAUUAUUAAAUCAUCCAGUUUUACAGGUUAUUUUGUUGAUAUAAAGUACAAAUCAAGUUUCAGAUUUUAAAUUUUUUGGCCAUCAACUUAGCACAUGUUAUUUGCCCAUAUACAAACAAACAUUUAUGGCAAAGGCAGACAUAAAAUAUCAACAUAUAAACCAUACAUCAGGUAGUUUAAAUGACAUUAUUAUAGAUAUUUCAAGAUACAGUCAAAUUUUCAAGAGUAAUGUGUCUUAGUGUUAAACAUUUUACUUUGUCUCUGGUAAAAAUAAGUAAAUGUUGAAAAAGAAAAGUGGACUAUGGGAUUUUAUAGCCAUUUGCUGCUAUUAUCCCAUCCUUGCAUACAUAGGUCAAGUUAGCAAAAUCACUAAAAUUGCCCACACACAACUGUCUUCUGAGCACCCCUGGAUAGAUUGUUUUUUAUCAUCCACUAUUUUAUUGUUAGCACUAGAUGCCACAGUUUUGGUCUAAUUGUUACGGGACUUGGUCAGAAUGCUUGCCUUAAUCAAGUCAUGAAUGAGUUGACAGGGUCAUCUGGGGUCAAAAAUUGGGUCACUAGGUCAAAUGGAAAGAAAAUCUUGUGGAUACCAGAAGUCACCUUUUCUAGCUGAUCUUUAAGAAGACUUGUGAGAAUCUAGGUCAUAUUUGAAACUGGGUCAUCUGGAUUCAAAACUAGGCCACUAAGGUUAGUUAUAGAAAAUCCUUGUUUACAAUCUACAGGUUACAGUAUUUGCUUAAUUUACAUGAAACUUGGCCAGAAUGUUUGUCUUCAUAAAAAUAUAGGUCAUAGUUAAAACUGGGUCUGUUAGGUCAAAAACUAUGUCACCAGGUCACAUCUUAGAAACACUUGGUAUUUCAGAGGCUACAGUUACUGCAUAAAACAUGGUCAGGAUGUGUUUCUUUAUAAUUAUAAUGAUCUGAUCAACUAGCAUAAAACACUAGGUCAAAUCACAGAAAAUAAGAGUAAUGUUCCUUUUUAACUUAGAAAAUUGGUAUUUCUUAGUAGUAAAACUUUUUAUUUAAUAAUACUAUAAAUCAAAGUUAAGUUAAAAACUGUGUCCUUUUUUUGUCAAAAAGUAGGUCACAAAGACAUGUCAUAGAGAAAGAUUUGAAUAUUUAUGCCUCCCCGCCCCCACUUGUCCACCCACCCUCACUUUGUAGAAGGAGGGGUAUAUUGGUCGGUCGGUUGAUCGGUAUGCAGACCAGUCUGUUUCUGGAUGAUAAGUCAAGAAUGCUUGGGCCAAGGAUCAUGAAAGUUGAUAGGGAGGUUGGACAUAACCAGCAGAUUACUAGUAGUAGAUCAAUGGUCAAGGUCACAAUGACCUGGAAUAGUUAAAUGGUUUCCAGAUGAUACAUCAAGAAUGCUUGGGCCUAGGAUCAUGAAAGUUGAUAGAGAGGUUGGUCAUGACCAGCAAAUGACACUUAUUGACCUUAGGUCUGUAGGUCAAAGGUCAAGGUCACAGUGACCCAGUACAGUUAAAUGGUUUCCAGAUGAAAACUCAAGAGUGCUUGGGCCAAGGAUCAUGAAAGUUUAUAGGGAGGGUAAUCAUGACCAGCAGAUGACCCCUAUUGAAUUUAAGGCCAGUAGGUCAAAGUCACAGUGACCCAGAACAGUUAAACUAUUUCCAGACGAUAACUUGAGAACGCUUCGGCCUAGGAUCACGAAACUUGAUAAGGAAGUUGAUCAUAAUCAGCAGAUGACCCCAAUUGAUUUUGAGAUCAGUGUCAAAGGUCAUAGUCACAGUGACCCAGAACAGUUAAAUGGUUUCCGGAUGAUAACUCAAGAACACUUGGGCCUAGGAUCAUGAAAGUUGAUAAAAUGAUUGGUCAUAAUUGGCAGAUGACCCCUAUUGAUUUUGAGGUCAGUAGGCCAAAGGUCAAGGUCACAGUGACCCAGAAGAGUUAAACUGUUUCCGGAAGAUAACUUGAAAAAGCUUUGGCCAAAGAUCAUGAAACUUAAUAGGGAGGUUGAUCAUGACCAGCAGCCAACCCCUAUUGAUAUUGAGGUCAAUAGGUCAAAGGUCAAGGUCACAUUGACCCAGAACAGUAGAACUCAUAUGUACAAUGACCAAAUAAUUUCUGUUCCUUGUGCAAUUACUGAAUGCAAGGGAAGCAUUUCAUGUUCUACGAGCUCGAAGAUCUUGUUAAACAAUGAAAAUUUGUACACUUGUUAAUUAUCAUCGAAUGAGCAUGAAGUUUAAAAACAAUAACCUUGCACUUUGUCAAAAAUAUGGUAUUUUGAACUUAGAAAAUAGGUAUUUCUUGAAGUGUUUUUAUGCCCCCGGCAUCUACUGAUGCGGGAGGCAUAUAGUGAUCGUCCUGUCCGUCCGUUCGUACGAGGUUAACCAAAUGGGACCGUUUCGUCUAGCAUCAAUACCAAUUACUAGAAUGACUUGAUACUAAUGCAGAUGUAACCUGUGACCAUUCCCCAUCUUCAAAUGUCACCUGACCUUAGUUUGACCUGGACCAUGACCUCAUUUUGGACUUAGGUUGCUUUAUAUGGGCCAUCUCUUGGUUAACCAAAUGGGACAGUUUCGUCUAGCAUCAAUACCGCUUACAAGAAUGAAUUGAUACUAAUACAGAUGUAACCUGUGACCAUUCCUCAUCUUCAAACAUCACCUGACCUCAGUUUGACCUUGACCUUGACCUCAUUUUGGACUUCGGUUGCUUUAUAUGGGCCAUCUCUUGGUUAACCAAAUGGGACCGUUUCUUCUAGCAUUAAUACCGCUUACAAGAAUGAAUUGAUACUAAAACAGAUGUAACCUGUGACCAUUCCUCAUCUUCAAACAACACCUGACCUCAGUUUGACCUUGACCUCGUUUUGGACUUAGGUUGCUUUGUAUCGACAAGGAUGCCACCGGGGGCAUCAAGCGUUUAUUGAACGCAGCUCCUUGUUUUUUUUUGGUUUAGGUCCACUUUCUUGAAUAUUAUUGAAUAUAUCAUGAUGCAGUAGGGGAGUAAGAAGGGCAAGAACCAUUUGUUUUUUCUUGCUUAAUGUCAGAUGCUAACAGACAAACGUUGGUACAGGCAAAAAGUGCUCUUGUUUGUCAAGUUUGAUUUUGUGCCAAUAAAUUCUAUCUAUUACACUGA
Mercenaria mercenaria is the source of this 4440-nucleotide messenger RNA. Its product is annotated as RING finger protein 32-like. The transcript has 9 exons. NCBI's taxonomy places the organism in Eukaryota, Metazoa, Mollusca, Bivalvia, Venerida, Veneridae. The record is from RefSeq and is a predicted model, not a curated record. Bases 112 to 1326 code for a protein of 404 amino acids. Gene Ontology annotation, molecular function: protein binding.